CGUGUUUACCAUAGUUCUAAUCAGUAACGUUGUAGAGGCGACUACAAUGAAGAACAGUAAAUUAUUAUUACAAGAUUUGUUUCAAAAUUAUUCCAAAGACAUCCGACCAGUAGAAGACCAGUCAAAACCCGUAACUGUAAACAUCGACCUCGAUAUUGUCUCCAUCAACGACUUUGACGAAGUAGCAGGAUCGAUAUCGGUGGUUGCCAUCUUGUAUAUUUCCUGGAAUGAUGAAAGUUUGGUUUGGAAUUCCACCUCGUACGGGAAAACGAAGUCAUUAACGUUGCCACAGAGCAUAGUAUGGGUCCCAGAAAUGUUUUUGUGCAAUCCAGCGGAUGCUUUUCGGCCAAUUACUGGCGAAAAUUUCAAUGUACUGUUAAUGGCAAAUGGUGAUGUUACAUGGACACCCGGUACUUUGUUGACGGCGACAUGUACACCAGAUGUAUACAGAUAUCCAUUCGAUCAACAAACAUGUACACUACAACUAAGCCCGUGGGGAUACUCCAACCAGCAGGUGAAGCUCAAGAUACCUUCUUCUACUAUUCUGUUCACUUAUUUUCAUAUGAAUAGUGAAUGGGAUGUGAAAGCGUCACGAACAUUUCUUUGGUCGAGAUCAUUUGACGUAGGGCAAUAUCAUAUUGUUAUCAAGAGACGUCAUAUGAAUUUUCUGGUGAGUGUUGUCAUACCUGUCAUCAUGUUGGCUUUUGUGAACCUGUUCGUUUUUAUCCUGCCAUUUAACUCGGGAGAAAGGGCUUCGUAUAGUAUCACAGUGUUACUGGCCUUUACUGUGUAUAUGACGGUGGUGAGUGACAGGAUGCCUGCUUCAUCACAACCAAUGUCUUACAUUUCCUUUUAUCUACUUUCAUUGGUUGGCAUUAGCGUCGUUAUAGUAACGGUGAAUAUAUUUCAAAUAAGAACAUACAGUAGACACGAUGAGGAUGAACCAGUUCCUGAAUGGAUAAAGAAAGUGUACUUCUACACUCAAAACGUGUUUAGACGCAAAAAAGUAAACAAUAAUGAACAACUACAAAGAUUUGCUGGAACCGACAGUAGCAACUACGUAGACAACGUGGGAACGCAAGUAAAGGCUCUGGAUUCUUCAAAAGGAGCAAAUGAGUUAUUUUACACUGGUAACUUACAUGAGUCGCAAGUGAAAGAGGAACCUACUUCUAUCACUUACAGCAUACCAAUGAUCCCUCCCAGAGAACCUAGAAAUAGUCACGUGGCACAUGGCGGCGAAGAUCGUUGAUAAGUUUUACUUCUCUCUGUUUCUAUUCCUCAUCAUCAUUACCACCGUUUCAUAUUUUAUCAAUGUUAGUGUCAAUUGAAUCGGCCAUCACGGUCAAAAUGACUAAUCUAACAUUCAGGUGAGUUCGCGUUAGAGAGAACACGUAUAGCCUCCUUGUGGAUCAUGAGUAUCAUCAGUUCAUCCAGUAGAAAACGGACAGAAACUUUAGAAUGCGAACACAUUUACUAGAAAUAUUUGUAGCUAAACAUUCUUUUUCACACCAAAUGACUUGGUAUUUCGUUUCCAUCUUAGUAUAUGGUGACUUUUAAAGCGAUAACCGAUGUGACGGUGGUUAUUCUGAUUAUUUGUGCAUAAUGUGUUGAAUGUUUGUUCCAGUAGAAUUCCAUGAAUAUCAAUGAAAUUAAUGAGUUUUACUUUUAUAUAAUUUG
This is a messenger RNA of Pecten maximus, 1677 nucleotides long. RefSeq names its product acetylcholine receptor subunit alpha-like. The record is from RefSeq and is a predicted model, not a curated record. Gene Ontology annotation, cellular component: neuron projection; synapse; membrane. The transcript has a single exon. Lineage: Eukaryota; Metazoa; Mollusca; Bivalvia; Pectinida; Pectinidae. Gene Ontology annotation, biological process: monoatomic ion transmembrane transport; signal transduction; nervous system process. Gene Ontology annotation, molecular function: extracellular ligand-gated monoatomic ion channel activity; transmembrane signaling receptor activity; neurotransmitter receptor activity. Bases 47 to 1249 code for a protein of 400 amino acids.